UUUCACCAAGCAACCUUUUGGACCCAAACACUUUCCUCUUAUCAUCAACUGCAAGGGGUAAAAAGAGCUGGCUUUCUCUUCACCUCUCGUUUCAUCUCCCCCAAAUCCGAGGCUUGAUGCGGUCUCCUCUUCCUCCCGCACUGUCCUCCGGAUGGGAGUACUCCGUCCUGGCCGUCAGCAGCGCGCGGCCGUCCUCGUUUCCUCGUUGCCAUGGGCACGCGAGCUUCGGACGGCGUGGGUGGCCGGUGCCCGGCCUCCUCCGAGACCCCCGUAGGGACGGCGGCAGGCGAUGGCUGACACGUGCAGCAGCGGUAGUCAUCGCCAGCAGCAGCAGCAGCUACGGUGGGAGGGCCUGGAGAGUGUUAAGGCAAUGCUGCAUCAAAACCAUAAGAACAAGCGGGAGGUGUUGACCACCAUUGAUAACCUCAAGCGCCUUUGUGUGGACCACUAUUUCCAAGACGAGAUCGACAAUGCCGUGGAUUCAUGCUUGGAUCUAGUCCAUAGUGAUGAUCUACUAGAAGCAACACUUUCACUCAGGCUGGCGAGAGAAGCUAGAUAUGAUAUUUCAGCAGAUGAGGUUCUUAGAAAGUUCACUGACCACAACGGUGACUUCAAGCUUGACCAUUGCGAAGAUAUCAGAGGGUUGCUCAGCUUGCACGACAUAUCACACUUGAACAUGGGAGAAUCAUCACUCUACAAGGCAAAGGAGUUCUCACGAAAAAACCUCACAUCUGCAAUUAGACACUUGAACCCAAACCUUGCAAGACAUGUGAGGCAUUCACUGGACCAUCCCUACCAUGUGAGCCUAAUGCAGUACAAGGCCAGGUACCACUUGAGUUACCUCCAGAGCUUGCCCACUAGGAACACUGCAAUGGAGGAGCUGGCAGUUGCAGAGUUCUACCUUAACAAGUUGCAGCAUCAGAAGGAAAUGCGAGAGGUUGAAAGGUGGUGGAUGGAUUUGGGAUUGACUCGAGAAAUACGAACUGCAAGGGACCAGGUUCUAAAAUGGUACAUGUGGGCAAUGACUGUUGUCCAGGGUUUCUCCUUAUCUAGGUAUCGGAUUGAGAUCACAAAGAUCAUCUCGUUUGUCUAUAUUGUGGAUGACAUCUUUGAUCUUGUUGGCACCCAAGAGGAGCUUUCCCUCUUCAGUGAGGCUAUCAAAAGGUGGGAUCUUGCAGCUGUUGGUUCACUCCCGAGCUACAUGCUAUCAUGCUACAAGGCUCUUUACACUGUCACAAAUGAGAUUGCCGAUGUGGCAAAAAAGGAGCAUGGAAUGAACCCUAUCUCUCAACUCAGGAAUGCUUGGGAAACUUUGUUUGAUGGAUUCCUGCUUGAGAGAAAAUGGCUUUCUUCUAACCAGGUCCCUUCGCCAGAGGACUACCUAAGAAAUGGCAUUAUCACCUCAGGAGUACCACUUAUAUUCUUGCAUCUUUUCUUCAUGCUAGGGCAUGAUUUGACAGAGCUCGACGGCGACAACAUUCCUCGGGUCAUCUACUGCUCUGCAACGAUCGUGAGGCUCCGGGAUGACAUGGGUAGUGCUAAGGAUGAAAUGCAAGAAGGGUUCGAUGGUUCCUACAAGGAGAUGUACCUGAGAGAGAAUCCUCAUGGCGAUGCGGAGGAGCACAUGCUGGAAAUGAUAGCAGAUGAGUGGGAGGAGCUCAACAGGGAGUGUUUCUCCAGGGCGAGGUCGUCCUGCUUGUCGCCCAGUUUUCUCCUAGCGUCACUCAACUUGGCGAGGAUGACCAGUAUCAUUUAUGGCUAUGAUAACGAGCAGAGGCUCCCCGUCCUAGAGGAUUACAUUGGGAUGCUCCUCUUAUGAAUCAUGCAUGGCUAGAAGACUUGUCAAUCUGCUGUGUUCUUUUAGUGCAUUAUCACACUCGAAAACUAGUAAUUAUAAGUGUAUGUUGAUCGAUUCUGCAUGUAGAAUGCUGAACUUUGGAACUUGUUUGGACUUUUAUUUGCAUUGGCCUUUCACUUUC
Molecule: messenger RNA, 1979 nt
Organism: Hordeum vulgare subsp. vulgare (domesticated barley)
Lineage: Eukaryota; Viridiplantae; Streptophyta; Magnoliopsida; Poales; Poaceae
Product: S-(+)-linalool synthase, chloroplastic-like
Exons: 7
Coding region: 290-1819 (509 amino acids)
Molecular function (GO): terpene synthase activity; magnesium ion binding
Source: RefSeq, a predicted model, not a curated record